AUGACGACCCCACCACUCCCACAACUGUGCCAGAGCUACCACCCUGACUGCGAGGCCGCCCUCAACCAUCAAAUCAGCCUGGAGCUCUAUGCCUCGUACGUGUUCAGGUCCAUGGCCACUUAUUUCGAGAGCACUCACGUAGCCCUGAAGCAUGUCUCCCAGUUCUUCCUGACGCAGUCCAAUGAGCAGAGGGAACACGCCCAGAGGCUGAUGUGGCUGCAGAACCAGCGUGGGGGCCGCACCCUCCUGCACGACAUCAGCAGUCCUGACCGAAACCACUGGGACAGCAGCCUGAAGGCCAUGGAGUCCGCAGUGUGCCUGGCGGUGGGGGUCAACCAGAACCUGGUCCGUGUACAGCAGCUGGCCAUGGAAAAGAACGACGCCCACCUGUGCAGCUUCCUAGAGCGUAACUCCCUGCAUGAGCAGGUGAAAUCCAUCCAAGAGGUGGGGGAGCAUCUCACCAACUUUCUUCUGCUGAGGGCCCCAGAAGUCGGCCUAGCAGAGCACCUCCGUGACAAGCUCACGCUGGACGACAAAAAAAAGUGA
Messenger RNA from Molossus molossus (Pallas's mastiff bat), 546 nucleotides. RefSeq names its product ferritin heavy chain-like. The coding region runs from base 1 to 546 and encodes 181 amino acids. NCBI's taxonomy places the organism in Eukaryota, Metazoa, Chordata, Mammalia, Chiroptera, Molossidae. Gene Ontology annotation, biological process: intracellular iron ion homeostasis; iron ion transport. The transcript has a single exon. Gene Ontology annotation, cellular component: cytoplasm. The record is from RefSeq and is a predicted model, not a curated record. Gene Ontology annotation, molecular function: ferrous iron binding; ferric iron binding.